UGAUGUAUCGCCUUCUCUGACCAACGACUGGUAGACGAAAUCCAGUAGGGGCUCCUUGUGUCCCUCCCCUGUUCUUUCAAAAAAAAAAAAAACUGGUAGACGAAAUGGACACAACAAGAAAAUUGAAUCUCAGCUUCCAGAACCAAGCAAGCAGCAACUCAUGUUCAGACUUCAGACAACAAUGGAUUAGCAAUUGCAGGUCCUAAUGCGUCAGGGUAACACAUAUACUAACUAGCAGCCAAGCCAUGGCUCUCGGCGCAGUUCAGUCACUCUCCAGUCUCUUCAGAGAGGACAUGGCUCACAAAGGUGUCAUCUCCUUUCUCACCGUCCUUCUCUUCCACUGCCUGAACCCUGCCACGGCUGUCACUGUCAGUGCUGCCGCCGACGCCGCAGCCAACCAGGACCAGUUCGUCUUCUCGGGCUUCACCGGCGCCAACCUCACCCUAGACGGCACGGCGACCAUCACGGCGGACGGCAUCCUGGAGCUCACCAACGGAACGGUCCAGCUCAAGGGCCACGCGUUCCACCCGGCGCCCGUGCGCCUCCGCACGCCGUCGUCGCCCGGUGGCGGAACGGUGCGCUCCUUCUCGGCUUCCUUCGCGUUCGCCAUCCAGACCACGUACCCGGGGCUCAGCUGCCAUGGCAUCGCCUUCACGGUAGCGUCCGGCACGGACUUCUCCUCGGCGCUGGCCGCGCAGUACAUGGGCCUCGCCAACAUCGACGACAACGGCAACGCCACCAACCGCUUCUUCGCCGCCGAGAUCGACACCAUGCAGAACGUCGAGUUCCAGGACGUGAACAACAACCACGUCGGCGUCGACGUCAACGGCCUCCGCUCCGUGGAGGCGCACCCGGCGGGGUACUACGACGACGCCAACAACGGGAGCUUCCAUGGCAUGGACCUGAUCGCCGGCGAGGUGAUGCAGGCGUGGGUGGAGUACGACGGGGAGGAAGCGCGCGUCGACGUCACCAUCGCUCCGGUUGGCGUUUCCAAACCAGUAAGGCCUCUUGUUACCACACGCUACAACCUCUCCGACGUGCUAGCUGAGCCGUCAUACGUUGGCUUCUCUUCUGCAACUGGCCCAAUCAAUUCUCGGCACUACAUUCUUGGCUGGAGCUUCGCCAUGGAUGGACCUGCACCGGCGAUCGAUGUCGCUAAGCUGCCAAAGCUACCUCGGCUCGGCCCGAAGCCCCGAUCCAAGGUCCUGGAGAUCUUGCUGCCUAUUGCCACUGCAUUGUUCAUUGUCACUCUAGGGACUCUUGUGGUUAUGCUUGUGAGAAGGAGAAUGAGGUAUGCCGAGCUACGGGAAGAUUGGGAGGUCGAUUUCGGACCGCACCGGUUCUCGUACAAGGAUUUGUUCAAUGGAACUGAUGGAUUCAAGGACAAACAUCUUCUUGGACAAGGUGGGUUUGGUAGGGUGUAUAGAGGAGUGCUUCCAAAGUCUAAACUGGAGGUGGCUGUGAAGAGAGUGUCACAUGAGUCAAGGCAAGGAAUGAAGGAGUUUGUUGCUGAGGUUGUUAGUAUCGGCCGCAUCCGACACCGCAAUCUUGUGCAGUUACUUGGAUAUUGUCGGAGGAAAGGCGAACUCCUUUUGGUCUAUGACUACAUGUCUAAUGGUAGCCUUGAUAAAUAUUUGCAUUAUGAAGAAGCAAAGCCAGUGUUGGAUUGGGCUCAAAGGAUGCAUAUCAUCAGAGGUGUUGCAUCUGGUUUGUUGUACCUUCAUGAGAAGUGGGAAAAAGUUGUCAUUCAUCGUGAUGUAAAGGCAAGCAAUGUACUCCUUGAUAAAGAAAUGAAUGGACGGCUUGGUGACUUUGGCCUCGCGAGGUUAUAUGACCAUGGUACUGAUCCCCAAACUACACAUAUGGUUGGCACCAUGGGUUACCUUGCUCCAGAGCUAGUACGCACAGGCAAGGCAUCACCUCUUACAGAUGUUUUCGCUUUUGGUACGUUCCUUCUUGAGGUCACAUGUGGACAAAGACCUAUCAAGGAUGAUGAACAAGGCGACCAACUUUUGUUGGUUGAUUGGGUACUUGACCAUUGGCACAAUGGAACUCUCCUUGCCACGGUGGAUACAAGGCUGAAAGGAAACUAUAACGCUGAAGAAGUGUACCUUGUACUGAAGCUUGGACUGCUCUGCUCACACCCUUCUGGAAGUGCAAGGCCAAGCAUGCAAAAGGUAAUGGAUUACCUCGAUGGAGACUCACCGGUUCCAGAGUUGGCAUCGACACAACUGAGCUUCAACAUGCUAGCCAUGUUGCAAAAUAAGGGAUUGGAUCCAUAUAUUGUGUCAUGUCCUCCAUCAUCAAUGAUGAGCUUCGGAGCUAUAUCUGACCUAUCAGGAGGGAGAUGAUGUUCUAACCUUUGGAGUUUUCAUGGGAAAGGGCGUUUAUUUAUUAAUUAGUUAUUUACAAUAGAUCAGGUAGGAAGUGAGUAUUUGAUUAGCAGCCAGGUACAUAUUUCUAUGAGGUAUUUUCUUUUUGCCCUAUACUUUAGGUUGAAUAGUGUCGGAUGGUCAUUUUGUUUGAAUAGCACAUUUUUGUUAUUUACUAUAGUCAUUGAUUGUGUCCUCCUGAGCAUAUAUGUUGAUUGUGUCUGGGAGAAUGGAAGUUCACCAUGCUUCAUUGCAAUGCUUAGAACUUUGUAUUCCUAUUUGAUUUAGCCUAGAGGGAUUGUACUCAAAACAAUUGUACUAAUUAUAUUAUUUACUCUGAAAUGCUUGUAAGGGCUCAUAACCAA
Molecule: messenger RNA, 2737 nt
Organism: Sorghum bicolor (sorghum)
Lineage: Eukaryota; Viridiplantae; Streptophyta; Magnoliopsida; Poales; Poaceae
Product: L-type lectin-domain containing receptor kinase IV.1
Exons: 1
Coding region: 246-2351 (701 amino acids)
Biological process (GO): protein phosphorylation
Cellular component (GO): plasma membrane
Molecular function (GO): ATP binding; carbohydrate binding; protein kinase activity
Source: RefSeq, a predicted model, not a curated record